GGAGCAGGAGGUUCCAUGAUAUUGGAGUCUGAUAAGCAGACGGGUGCAGUGAGGAAGCAUUAUAUUGGGAUGGUAACCAUGUUGGAUAUCUUGGCACAUAUUGCUGGAAGGGAUGAUGUUGAAGCUGGGAAUGAAGUUGAUGAUCUUGCUAAGAAGAUGUCUAUUCCUGUUUCUUCUAUAAUAGGUCAUUGCCUUGAAAGCCUUAGUUUGUGGACUCUCAACCCUACUACCAGCAUGCUGGACUGCAUGGAAGUGUUUAGCAAAGGGAUACACCGGGCAUUAGUACCAAUAGACAGCCACAUCGAGAAUGUAGCAGGAGUAGAGCUUGUGGAGUCUGCAUCCAGCUAUCGAAUGCUGACACAGAUGGAUCUUUUGAAGUUCUUGAAGGCACACGAGGCCGCCCUUAGAGGUAUCCUUUCUCAUAGGGUCAGAGAAGCUGGAGCAGUCUCGGACAUCAUCUUUGGUGUUACGGACAAGGCCAAAGUCAUCGAUGUCAUCAAGUGCAUGAGAACAGCUUCCCUCACAGCCGUACCAAUUGUUCAAUCGUCAAGCGAAAUCGAGGAGGACCAUUCUCAGCUUAUCAAUGGGAAAGGUAGGAAGCUUGUGGGCACAUUUUCUGCAACAGAUUUGAGAGGUUGUCCCAUUUCUCAGUUCCAGUCUUGCCUCAAAAUGGGGGUGGUGGAAUUCCUGGAGAAACUUGCAGACACCCCAUUGCACCAAGCAGCUUGCUUGAGAAGCUCAACAAGGGACCCUGUGGUUUGCACACCGGAAUCACUUCUAGGUGAAGCUGUUGACAAAGCUGUUACCUAUGCCGUCCAUCGAGUUUGAGUGGUAGAUGGGCAAGGUUUACUUUAUGGCCUUAUUUCCCUCACGGAUAUGAUAAGAGUCAUCAGGGUUUGGCUUCUUGCUGAGCCAGUCUAGCUAGUGUACUCUAAAUGAAGUUGUUGCACGUUUGGUUGUAAAAUCAGUUGACUAGGUGGAGUUUUUCGUGUAG
Molecule: messenger RNA, 994 nt
Organism: Coffea arabica (coffee)
Lineage: Eukaryota; Viridiplantae; Streptophyta; Magnoliopsida; Gentianales; Rubiaceae
Product: SNF1-related protein kinase regulatory subunit gamma-like PV42a
Cellular component (GO): cytoplasm; nucleus
Source: RefSeq, a predicted model, not a curated record